ACUACUAAUCCGUUGUAUAAAUUUGUAGUUACCUGUGUAGCUGUGAGCUAAUAAAUAAGAUUUGGAAUAUCAAAUAUUGUGUGGUGAAAAAUAACGCAGAUACUCAUAAAUUAUUUUCAACUAUACCACCAAACGCACAACAUACAUCAUACUUACAUAAACAUACAACAUACCUACAAAAACAUAGAACAUAUUAAGAUACUCGAAAAGCAAUUAGAAACAAAUUUAUUAACAUGGAAAGACCUACGCAAGGCUCAGCUGUGCAGGUAAUAAAUACAUCAGAAGAACAUACAUUUUUACUCAAUGAGGAUGCACUAAGUGAGGUGCUGAUGCGGGAUGAAGUCAAGGAUAGGUAUGUAUGCGUUGUGUCUGUGGCUGGCGCCUUUCGGAAGGGCAAAAGUUUUCUGCUCGAUUUUUUUCUGCGCUACAUGUAUUCCAAGUAUGUGCGACACGAUAUUGGGGAUUGGCUUGGUGAUGAGACAGAACCUCUGUCUGGAUUUUCAUGGCGGGGCGGCUCAGAACGUGAUACCACUGGCAUUUUAAUGUGGUCUGAUAUAUUUCUACACGAUUACCCAAAUGGGGAUAAAAUAGCUGUUAUAUUGCUGGACACACAGGGUGCUUUUGAUAGCCAAAGCACUGUGCGCGAUUGCGCAACAGUUUUUGCAUUAAGCACGAUGCUAUCAUCAGUGCAGAUUUAUAAUCUAUCACAAAACAUACAGGAAGACGAUUUGCAACAUUUGCAGUUAUUCACCGAAUAUGGACGUCUGGCACUGGCAGACUCAGGAAAGAAACCAUUUCAACGCCUACAAUUUUUGAUUCGAGACUGGAGCUUUCCAUAUGAAGCCGAAUACGGAGCAUUGGGUGGUGAUAAGAUACUUAAGCGUAGGUUGGAAGUAUCUGACAAGCAGCAUCCAGAGCUACAGUCCUUACGUCGCCACAUAUCGUCUUGUUUCACGGAAGUCGCAUGUUUUUUAAUGCCACACCCCGGUCUGAACGUUGCUACAAAUCCAAAAUUUGAUGGUCGUCUUAAGGAUAUUACGCCCGAAUUUAAAAGCAGCUUACGUUGCCUAGUACCUAUGCUACUGGCCCCAGACAAUCUUGUCUACAAAGAGAUUGGCGGACAACGCGUACGGGCACGCGAUCUGAUACAAUACUUUCAAUCGUAUAUGAGUAUCUACAAGGGAAACGAACUUCCCGAGCCAAAAAGUAUGUUAGUGGCCACUGCAGAAGCCAACCACUUGACUGCCGUUGCUGCCGCUAGGGAGCUAUACAAUCAGCUCAUGGAGGAGGUCUGUGGUGGCACACGACCAUAUUUAAGCACGGCACAUUUAGAGACGGAACACUUACGUAUCAAAGAUAAGGCUAUGUUUCAAUUUGCAACGAAACGAAAAAUGGGGGGUGAGGAGUUCACAGAGAAAUUUCGUAAACAGCUGGACAUUGACCUAGAGGAAGUUUUUACUAACUACCGAGCACACAACGAAAGUAAAAAUAUUUUUAAAGCUGCUCGUACGCCGGCUGUCUACUUUGCUUGUGCGGUCAUCAUGUACAUUAUAAGUGGAGUUUUUGGAUUGCUUGGACUCUACACCUUUGCCAACUUUUGUAAUCUCGUUAUGGGAGUGGCUCUACUCACCUUGGCACUAUGGGCGUACAUCAGAUACAGCGGUGAGCUAAGUGAUUUUGGUGGAAAGCUAGAUGAUGUUGCAACCCUUGCCUGGGAAAAUUUUAUGCGGCCAAUCUAUCAAGGUUGCAUGGAGAAGGGCAUAAAACAUGUGGCCACGCAUGCGGCAGAGGCGGCUGUUGGUAACCGUUCGUCAUCCACUGCUGCGCUCAAUGGCAAAGUAAAGCGAUCAUGAGAAUACGCCCAAAAAGACAAAAACAAAAUACAGAAAAUUGAAGUGACUAGCAACAAUAACAAUAAUUUUGUAUUUAAAUCAAAUAAAAACAUACACAACACUAAUGGUGGCGACGCAAGUAUCUUCAAGAGAUUUUGGAUGAUUUUUAAAGCCGAAAAUACUGUACCGAAUGCAGUAGGCGGCAUCAGCUCUGGGCUAAAUUCUUCGACAGCAGGCAUUCUAAGCAGUCGUAAGAAGCGUAAAUCCAAGUUUAAUUAAUUAAGUCUGAAAUCUGGUUUUCAGCCGCAUCUUGUAUCGGUUUUGUAUAAAUUAAAACAAUUUAUGUUCGGGAAGAGAAACUUAAUAACAUAUAUUAACUGCGUCAAUGGUGUUUUUUAAUUUACCUUCAUAUAUAUUGUGAGUUACCUUCAACGUCGUGUUUAGCGCGAUUCCUUAUAAGUAUAAAAUCACCAAAGCAGGGCGCUGUGCUUAGGUUCGUAUUUGUUGAUAGUUUUUUUUUAUUAUAAUUUUAAAACAAAAUUAAAAAAUAAACCGGACACAUUUAAUUAUAAAGCUGUAUAUAUAAAAUUGCUAACUUUUUUUAUUGCGUUGAAUCCAUAUAAUAAAUGUAAACAUCCUUGCUCCAUGCACACAGUUGCUGUACAGAAAUAAACGUAUUUGAUUUA
Drosophila busckii is the source of this 2518-nucleotide messenger RNA. It is a transcript of the gene atl, whose product is annotated as atlastin. Gene Ontology annotation, biological process: endoplasmic reticulum organization; protein homooligomerization. The coding region runs from base 234 to 1853 and encodes 539 amino acids. Gene Ontology annotation, molecular function: GTPase activity; GTP binding. Lineage: Eukaryota; Metazoa; Arthropoda; Insecta; Diptera; Drosophilidae. The record is from RefSeq and is a predicted model, not a curated record. The transcript has 5 exons.